Coffea eugenioides is the source of this 6641-nucleotide messenger RNA. RefSeq lists its product as uncharacterized. Bases 477 to 5309 code for a protein of 1610 amino acids. Gene Ontology annotation, cellular component: nucleus. Gene Ontology annotation, molecular function: chromatin binding. The record is from RefSeq and is a predicted model, not a curated record. The transcript is spliced from 5 exons. Lineage: Eukaryota; Viridiplantae; Streptophyta; Magnoliopsida; Gentianales; Rubiaceae.
AAUCCUCGCUAUCUUUCUCUCUUUCUCUCUCUCUGUCGCAAUUCUAUAUAUUUUUUUUCUCUCUCUCUUUUUCUCGUCAGUCUUUUAUUGCGAAGAAGUCUUCGGUUUUUUAUUUAGCCCUCCGCUAUUUAUAUCUUACUACUUUCUCUCUCUAAAUCCAAAAUUUUGUAUCUCAGAUCGGGGAAUUGAAGGUGCAGGAGUGGAAUUGGGUUGAAGAAAUUAGGGUUUGAUUGAAAUUGGGAGCGAUCUAGGGUUUUGUUGCUUUGAAGGGUGUGUGAGAAAGUCUAGGGUUUUUUUUUUGAAUCGGGGGUUUGCUUAGGGUCUUGGGGAAUUUGCGAAUUGGACUGGUUUUGAUGGUGUAUUUGUGUAUUUCGGGGGAAUUAAGAAAGGUCUUAAUGUGAAGAAGUUGAUUUGAUGGUGGCUGGAGGAGAACGAAUUAAUGGUAUUAUUGGGGAAAAUGCGAGUCGAAUGUUAUUAUGCAUGGGAGGGAACAGAGGGAAGGUGAGAGUCAUCAUCGGAGGAUUGUUGUUGUUCGGAAAAGUGGUUGCGGCGGUCAGCACAUGCGGUCUGUCCCUUUGAGCACGACCAGAAACAGUUUAGCUGACGGCGGCGGUGACUCGAGUCUUAUUUCUACUGUUAUUACCAUAAUUUCUAGUGAUUCCUUCUGCAAGGAUGGUCGCAGAAUAAGUGUGGGUGACUGUGCUCUUUUUAAGCCUCCUCAGGAUUCUCCACCGUUCAUCGGCAUAAUUCGUUGUUUGAGACCUAGUAAAGAGAAUAACUUGCAACUAGGUGUUAAUUGGCUCUAUCGACCGGCUGAGUUGAAGCUUGGCAAAGGCAUCCUCCCGGACGCCGCGCCAAACGAAAUCUUUUAUUCUUUUCAUGAGGAUGAGACUCCAGCUGCAUCGUUACUACAUCCGUGUAAAGUUGCAUUCCUUCCUAAAGGUGUUGAACUUCCUUCAGGGAUAUCCUCCUUUGUCUGUCGGCGAGUUUAUGACAUUGAUAGCAAGUGUUUAUGGUGGCUAACCGAUCAAGAUUAUAUUAAUGAGCGACAAGAAGAAGUAGAUAAGCUCUUACAAAAAUCAAGAAUAGAGAUGGAUGCGUCCUUUCAGUCCGGCAACCGUUCUCCAAAACCAACAAAUAAUUCAGUGUCUACAUCACAAUUUAAACCAAGUUCUGAUAAUGUGCAGAGUAGUGCAACUUCUCUUCCCACUAAGGGAAAGAAAAGGGAGCGUGGAGACCAGGCCUCUGACCCUGUUAAGCGAGAACGUUCUCUGAAGCCAGAUGAUAGUGAUUCUGGCCUUUACAAAUCUGAAAGCUUUUUGAAAUCUGAGAUUGCAAAGAUGACAGAGAAGGGAGGGGUUGUAGAUUCAGAAUCUGUUGAGAAACUUGUCCUACUUAUGCAACCAGAUAAAGUGGAUAAGAAGUUGGAUUUAAUUAGCCGUUCAAUGCUUGCAGGUGUUGUAGCUGCCACUGAUAAGCUUGACUGUCUUAACCGAUUUGUGCAGCUGAAGGGCUUGACUGUGUUUGAUGAAUGGCUUCAGGAUGUCCAUAAAGGGAAGAUUGGUGAUAGUAGUGAUAAAUCUGCUGAGGACUUUCUGUUGGUUCUACUUCGUGCUCUUGAUAAGCUUCCUGUGAACCUGCUUGCCCUACAAACAUGCAACAUUGGCAGAUCCGUUAAUCAUUUACGGUCACACAAAAACUUGGAAAUCCAAAAGAAAGCAAGGGGUUUAGUUGACACUUGGAAGAAACGAGUUGAGGCUGAAAUGAAUAUGAUUGAUGCAAAUACUGGUUCAACUCAGGCCACUUCGUGGCCGUCCAAAUCACGCCUUCCUGAGGCUCAUGGAGGCAGAAGUAGUGGUGGAUCUGGUGAUGUUGCCUUGAAGAGCUCGGUGACACAGCUUUCAGCAUCUAAAACAAUGUCAAUUAAGGUUUCACAAGUGGAAACUGCUGGGAAGUCUGCAUCCCCAUCUCCAGGUGCAAUAAAAUCGGCUUCGUCGCCAGCAUCAGGCAAGGAUAGUCAACCGAGAAUUACCACUGGUAGUACUUCUGAUAUUCCCUUGUCAACUAGAGAAGAGAAGAGCAGUAGUUCUAGUCAGUCUCACAAUUACAGUCAAUCUUUCUCAGGAAAGGAAGAUGCUAGGACUUCUACUGCUGGGUCAAUGAGUGUCAAUAAGAUCUCAAGUGGUGGCUCAAGGCACAGGAAGUCGGUGAACGGCUUCCCUGGGACAUUGGUGUCUGGAAGCCAGAAAGAAACAGGGUCAAGUAGAAAUUCCUCAAUCCACCGAACCACUGCUCAAGAGAAGUUUGUAGCAAUGGGUGAAAAGGUGUUUGAGACGUCUGUUGUUGAUGGGGCCACUCCCAAGUUGAUAGUUAAGCUACCCAACCGGGGACGAAGUCCUGCUCAAAGUGUUAGCGGAGGAUCUUUUGAAGAUCCCUCUAUUAUGAGCAGCCGUGCUUCUUCUCCUGUGGUUUCGGAUAAGCAUGAACCAUCUGAACGUACAAAAGAAAAGGCUGAUGCAGGUCGGGCUAAUGUUAUUUCUGAUGUGAAUGCAGAAUCAUGGCAGAGUAAUGAUUUUAAAGAUUUACAUACUGGGUCUGAUGAAGGUGAUGGGUCUCCUACAGCUGUUCCUGAGGAAGACCGAAGUAGACCUCCUGAAGAUGGUACAAAAGUCCCUGAGGUACCCAAAGCUGCUUCAUCAUCAUCUGGGAAUGAUUUGAAGUCUGGAAAACUGCAUGAUGCAUCUUUCAGUUCCAUGAAUGCAUUGAUCGAAAGCUGUGUAAAAUAUUCUGAGGCGAGCACACCCGUGUCAAUCGGGGAUGAUGUUGGAAUGAAUCUUCUUGCCAGUGUUGCUGCUGGAGAAAUGUACAAGUCUGACUCGCUUACACCUGCUGAUUCUCCACAAGAAUGCAGCCCUCCUGUGGAGGAGAUUUCUAAUGGUGAAGAUGCCAAAUCAAAAUCAUCACCUCAAGAAACCUUAGUACGAGAACGAUGUGAGCCCAAUGAUGUUGAUGGUGAUGAUCUUAAGCGGGGUAAAUCUGCUAGUUCAUGGUCCAAAGAUGGAAUAUGUCUUUCCAAGCAAGCAUCACUCCACUCCACUGGAGAUAGGAAAGCCGCUGCUGCAUCAUCUGAAGAGAUUUUGCAAGCAACCACAGAUCGCUACUCUGAGAUGAAUGAAAAGUAUGAUGAUAUUUUGGUCUCCAGUUCAUUGUCACCCACAACGAAGGUAGCUAAGGACAGAAAUUUGGAUUCUGGUAAACAAUCUUCUGAGGAAAAGGGUGUUGAGGUUAAAUUAAGUGUCCUUUCAAGCACUGAAGAUGUAAAACCUAAAGCUGAAGUUCCAUCCAAUCCGUCAAUGGAGAUUGAUUGCAAGAAAGAUAGUAAUGAAAUGUCAAACACUGUUGUUCUCACAGAGCAGAAGCCCAAGGCCGAAGAGCUGCCAGCUACUGGAUCUAUUAAGGAUUUAGCUUCAGAAAAUGUUGACAGUUGCAAAGUUAGAGAGGCUGAUGAGGAUCCUGGUGAUAGUGGUGUUAAUCAGUCUGAUGGGGCAACAUUGGAUCCAAAAACCAAUAUAAUUUCAGCAUCUGAAGAUAAAAAUUUAGAUGGUUUGAGUUCAGAUGCUACUGACCAAAAAACUGAUUGCGUAAAGGCCAAUUCUGAAAAGAUGGAAGUCGCUGAACCCCAUGCAUUUGGAACAUGUGCCCUGAAAGAGGAACCUACAGUUGGGUCGAAAGAGGUGGUUGGAGACGUAGAUUUUAAGGAAGCAAAGAAGUCUGAUGCUGAAGUGGCUGAAUUGGAGGAACGGGUAUCCACUGUGGUUGGUGCUAGGUCCUUAACAUCUGUACAUGCACCUGAUAUGGAUUCAAAGAUGAAUUUCGAUUUGAAUGAAGGCUUAGUUAGUGAUGAUGGAAAAUAUGGGGAACCUAUCAAUUUGUCAACUGUCAAUGUGGUUAACUCAUUAUCUACUACUGUUUCCAUGCUUUCCAGUAGUAUUCCUGCCUCCAUUACAGUUGCUGCUGCUCUCAAAGGUCCCUUUGUUCCUCCAGUUGAUCUACUGAGAAAUAGAGGGGAACUUGGCUGGAAGGGAUCAGCUGCCACCAGUGCAUUUAGACCAGCAGAGCCGAGAAAGGUUCUUCAGCUGCCUUUGGGUUCUGCAAAUGUUUGUCCUCCUGAUGAUUCUACAGGCAAAACCAGUCGGCCUCCAUUAGAUAUUGAUCUUAAUGUGCCAGAUGAAAGAUUGUUAGAGGAUAUGGCUUGUAGAGAUUCGAGUGCUGAGAUAGGUUCAAACCCAGACCAUUCAGUUAAUCUUGAUAGGUCGAGGAAUGAACUUACAGGUUCUGCACCUGGUCGCAUGUCUGGAGGACUUGAUCUCGAUUUGAAUAGAGUUGAUGAUGCUAAUGAUAUAACACAAUAUCCAACAACUAGCAUACGCAGAUUAGAGGCUCCUGUUGUACCUUUCAAGUCAUUAUCGUCCAGCUCGAAUAAUGAGGUCAAAAGGGAUUUUGACUUAAACAAUGGACCUGGUAUUGAUGAUGGUGUUGCUGAACAGUCUUCAUUCACCCAGCAUAGUCGGGGAAGCACGCAGUCUGUGCACUCGCUACCGACUCUUGCUGGUCUCCGCUCAAAUAACCUUGAAACAGGAAACUUCUCAGCGUGGUUUCCUUCUGGGACUUCUUAUUCAUCAAUUACUAUACCUUCAGCUUUAUCUGAUCGAGGGGAGCAGCCUUUUGCGAUCAUUCCACCUGGUGCACCGCAACGACUAUUGGGUCCUCCUGCUGGUAAUCCUUUCAAUCCUGACGUUUACCGUGGUUCAGUGUUGUCAUCGUCUCCGGCAGUGCCCUUUGCACCGAGCCCGUUCCCUUACCAAAUGUUCCCUUUUGGGACUACUUUACCUUUGCCAUCUGCUACUUUUUCUGUUGGGUCAAACUCUUUCAUGGACUCCUCAUCUGGUGGAAGAAUUUUUACUCCCCCUGUAAAUUCACAGUUUCUAGGACCUGUUGGCGCAGUCUCAUCCCAAUUUCCAAGGCCUUACAUGGUAAGCGUUUCUGACGGUAGCAAUAGUGGAGGUAUGGAGAGUAAUAGGAAGUGGAGUAGGCAGGGUUUGGACCUUAAUGCAGGCCCUGGUGUGUUAGAUAUUGAAGGCAGAGAGGAGUCAUUGGCACAAAGACAACUUGCUGUUGGCAGUUCACAGGCGCUAGCAGAGGAGCAAGUGAGGAUGUUUCCACUGUCUGGUGGUGUUCUGAAAAGGAAAGAGCCUGAUGGAGGGUGGGAUGGUGAAGGCUUCAGGUACAAGCAAUCCUCCUGGCAGUGAGGUUGUUAAGUAUUGCAGAAUGAGGAAUCUUCUUACUCACUCUCAAAGGGACAGUGUCUGACCUGCAUGUAUAUGAUCUCAUCAUCAUUGGAUGGGUCUUCUCCUGGAGGACAGCUAGUAAGUGGACAUUUUCCUCGACCUAUUCAGCCGCUCAGAAGCUUGGCGAAUAGGUGCUCAAUUGGGCUUUGCUAGCUCUUCAACCCAGCAAACUCUUCUGGGUGGGUUUAGAUCUUUUUCUUCUCUGUAAUAUUAACUGUCGGAAAUCUGUGAUGCGCUGAUAGCAGAUAUUGAUACGAUGCAUCACACAUGAUAUAGGUCUCAAUGUCUCUCAAUCCAGCUAUUCUGGUAAUCCAGCUAUUCUGGGUAUGGAGGUUGGAUUAUGGUUGGAUUUCUGAACUAAUUAAGGAAAGCUUUUGUAUGUGCUUUGUUGUUAAAUUGUCCAGCUUUGCUUCUUAGUCCUUUCUCGUCCCUAUUGCAUAUAUAUAAGUAGGGUUGACACCGAAUUUUGGCACUAAAGCUUUUCUUUAUUUAGUAGGUUCGGCUGCUCUUGUAUCCUAAAAUUUGUUUAAAUUUCUAACUGUAGCUGGCGGUCUUAUUGUACCUUGAGCUGUAUUCUAUGCAAACAAAAGAGGUUCCUCUUAUUUAUACAAGUUGUCCAAAGUGAAUAUUGUUUAGGAUUCCCUUGGUUGUGAUAAUUGAAGGUUUUAGUUCCUUAAAAGGAACAAUUGAAAGGGGACUCGAGUGGAAUUUUGUUCAUUGGAAUGUGGCUGCAUUUUGGACUGCAAUAAAUACUUACAAGCUGGUACUUACCUUAUGAUUCUGUUCAUGGUUAUCAGCAGAGCUUCUCUUAACUCUCUUGCAACCCUCGAAAACACCCACCGAGGCCCCUCGCUCUCUCUCUCUCUCUCUCUAUGUGAGGUUUUUUGGAGCAAGGAUAAGGUUGGUAGUCAUAUGUCUGUGAGGUACUAGGCAUUUUACAUACAUGAAACAAACAAAAGUAGUGUGUUUCGUGUUUACUUUCCCCACCCACCUCUAUCUCUCUCUCCGUCUCUCCAUUAGGGCAUUGAAAAUGGCAACACAAGUCGCUUGUGAUUCCAGACGUUGCAGUUGAAUAAAUUUGUUGAUCGUUUCUUCCAGUUUAUAAAGGAAGAGCUGUUUCUGGUACUGAAACUGCAGUCUGUUUACAGCAGUCAUUGAUGAUACUUGUAACGGGAAUAUUCACUUACUUCUUGCCUCUGCUGUAUAAGACAUGAAAAGCCUAGUGGUUGCAAUGGGGAUUUCUCAACCUGUUGGUGGGGAAGUUCAUUAUGUACUUUCUGCUGGAUUUCUGUU